Dendronephthya gigantea is the source of this 3192-nucleotide messenger RNA. RefSeq lists its product as uncharacterized. The coding region runs from base 193 to 2865 and encodes 890 amino acids. Gene Ontology annotation, molecular function: metalloendopeptidase activity; zinc ion binding. NCBI's taxonomy places the organism in Eukaryota, Metazoa, Cnidaria, Anthozoa, Malacalcyonacea, Nephtheidae. Gene Ontology annotation, biological process: proteolysis. The record is from RefSeq and is a predicted model, not a curated record. The transcript has 14 exons.
UUGCGCGUUAAACCGCAAUUUAUUAAUUAAACUUCUGCCACGCAUCCAACCUUUGUGCGUCAACAGAAUCGCGUCGUAGCAUCUUUCACAGUCGUCCAGUGUUGAUACCUUUGUAUAAAUUGCGCUAUUCGGCGCACGCAAGUCACUUGUGCUCCUAGAAUUCCACACGAAGGAACUCUCGCCGGCAAAGCAAUGCACGCAAAAUUAUUAUCGCUAUGUGUUGUCUUACAAACUGCGUCUUCAUUUGUGAAGGCCAGCGAACAAAAGGUAGCAAUGGACCAAAUUAUACUGGCAAACAUGGGGAAAGAAAAAUGGAUGGACGUUCACAAAUUUGAUAUUCGUUUACCGCCAUUUCGGAGCGGGGCAGGUGAGGGAGAGUUUGAUGCAGCGGCCCGGGACGAGAGUAAAAUAUGGUCGAGAGGCGUGAUACCUUACGUCAUAGACAAGAGCAUACUUGACCGUCCAACGUUCAAAGCUAACCUGGAAAUGGCGAUGAAAGAAUGGAAAACGUAUACUUGUAUCAAAUUCCGAAAAAGAAAAAGAAAACAUCGAGAUUAUGUUGUUUUUAUGUAUGGAGUGGGCUGCAAUGCAGAUGUUGGUCGUACGGGUGGGCGACAAUACGUCUCACUGGGCAGAGGAUGUUCGGACACAAGUGUGAUCAUCCAUGAAAUAGGACAUGUUGCUGGGUUUUGGCAUGAGCAAAAUCGUCCUGACCGAAGCAAUUAUGUUGAUAUUUUGUGGGAUAAUAUCGUUCCAGCUUAUAGAUACGCUUUUAACAAGUACAACGAACUUCGUAUAAACAGUCGAAAUGUAACCUACGACUUUAAGUCCAUAAUGCAUUAUGGGGAAAGUGCAUUUAGCAGUAACAGGAGGGCGACGAUUGUUGCGAAAAAUAGCAAUGUUACAGAAUUUGGAAACAUUCAUCUUAGCCCGUUGGACAUACAGCAAGCCAAUCUGAUGUACAAUUGCCCAGUUAGGGUGACCAAAUUUCCCAUAUUUCCUGGUGACUUCGAGUUCUCAACAGCCACCGUUCCUGGCAAGCGUUGUAUCAUCCUGAACGAACCGAGGGAAAGAUCGCGGCAAUCAAUCCGGCUUUGUCACAACAUCACGAAGAAAGAUCCAGGCAUUUCUUGGUCACACGAGGGAAGACUACCAUCACUGGACUGCACUCGCAUCAAUUCGCCAUACGGGGGGGAUUCGAUGGGUUUCUGGAAUGACAACUACGUAUGCGUGGCGAAUGAUUCCGUGUAUAGAUUUCAUUGGUCGAGAAACGGGCCAAUUGAAGGCCUUGGAUGUUUGGGCUGGCCAAGCAAAAGUCGCAGAGGCAGGACCCAGGCGUUUUUAUGUGCAAAGUUUUUUGAUGGUCCAAUCGACGGAGGGUGGACAGAUUGGUCGCCCUGGACAAGAUGUAACAAAGUGUGUGGCGGGGGGUACCAGGAGAAAAGGCGUUACUGUACAAAUCCCGUGCCAAGAAAUUAUGGAAAGCCCUGCUACGGACAAGACUUUGAGAGACGAUAUUGUAAUCUACAAGAAUGUGCAGAACGACCGGAAUGGCCAGCUGAUUUUAUGUUCAAACACGUCCGGUACACACCUUACGACCAGAAUUGCGUUCGAAUCUACGAGCGAAGCUCUGAUCUUGUCUGGAGAAAUUACUUUUUCUGUUCUGUUGGGACAAAACGAAGUAUUCGCAUGAAAUGGUCGGAUAUGGGCGCCCAGCGUGGGAUGAGAUGUAUUAAGGUCAAUGAACCGUUGGAAUCUGACGGUUGGAAUGAUAAUUACUUAUGUGUUCCUCGGGAUUCUGAGUAUAGGUUUCAGUGGUCUCAUUCUGGGCCGAUACAUGGUUUAGCCUGUAUAAGAUGGUAUGCAAGAAAUGGAACCAAUGGAUGGGACAACAAUUACCUUUGUGGGCAGAGGCAUACGGGGAUUAUGGCGAUAUCUGCUGCUUUCAAUCAAGCACCCCGUGCAGCCAAUGAGAAUCGUAGAACUGUCGUGACGAACGGAGUCUGGAGCGCGUGGUCGUCAUGGACUCGUUGUAGUAAAACGUGCGGUCAUGGAAACCAGCGAAGAACGCGAACAUGUAGAGGUGGUCGACACUGCUCUGGUGAAAGAAUGGAGACUAGGGAAUGUACCGUUGCUGUUUGUCCAAAUUCUUGCAACGGGGUGUUAAGAGAGGAUCAAGGAAGUCUGAUUUCACCCAACUUCCCCUCAUAUCCACAGAAUUCGCGCUGCGAAUGGAAAAUUAUCGUAGGAACCGGAAAGAAGAUAAAAAUAAAGUUCAAUUACAUGCGGCUGAAAGCCAACUACACAAGAUGUUCGUUGGACAAUUUAAUCGUCCGAGAUGGAGACAACAGCCAAGCGCCAAUCCUGAAAUUGUUCUGCAGUAAUUUAAACUCAGUUGUGACGGUCGAGUCAACGGGCAACAGUAUGCUCCUGCAGAUGCGAGCAAGCGACAAACUUCGAAGGGGAGGAUUUAAAGCGCAGUGGACCAGUGAAAUGCAGGGAAGACAAGUCUCGUGUGACAUGAAACUGACUGGUAAUUCAGGAAUUUUAACGUCGCCCCUCUAUCCUCGCACGUACCCAAGUAACACAGAAUGUACAUGGUUGAUCACCGUGCCUGUCGACCGUGUUCUUCAAGUGAGAUUUCAAGAUUUUAGUCUGGAGAAGCACAGUAAAUGUUCAUAUGAUAAAGUGGAAGUUUACGAUGGCGGUUCGGUAAGAUCACCAAAGAAAACCUAUUGUGGGGGAGAAAAUCCAGGUACCAUAACAGCAUUCACGAACCGCAUGAUCAUCAAGUUUAGAAGCGACGCAACAAGAAACUACCGCGGAUUCAAGCUUUUGUGGUUCACAACAAGGCGUCGUUUUUAGAGGUAUUCCUGAAUGAAAUUGUUGUUCGGCAAAUCCCCCUUCAUCGUUUACCUUCAUUUUAAGUCAACUGGAUUUUUACGGCGAAUGUAUGAAUGCUCUAUAUAACAUGUAGGACAACAUUCGUAAAGGGAAAUACAUUAUGCAUGACUUGACCUGAUAUUCUGGCAUCUGAUAUCGUGAGGUAACAUGAGAAUAUAGUAAUUGUUCAAUUCAGCGCAAUGUAAGUGGUCAAUAUAAUCGCACUUCAAAGGCGUAUAUUGUCAUAUAGAUUUCUAUAGGUAAUUGUUGCUUUGUAAAUAUUGGUAUAAAUAUAUAUAUUAAUUAGAA